AGAGCCAUAUAAAUUCGGCCAGAUCUCUCUUCCUGAGAGCAGCUGGAGCAGUUUAUCGAACUCAGCUUGUCAUUGUUGGCCAACAACCCUUUUUUAUUACCAAACGAAGAUGGCACGACUCAGAUCAUUUAUCAUUGCUGCCUUCGCAACGAUGACUGUCGCAAACCCUCUUCCUGACCCGACUGCCCAACUUCAGACUCGCCAAUUUCCCACGGAUCAGAAUGAUCUCGUAGGUGGGCCCUGCAAGGACUUUACCUUGGUCUUUGCUCGAGGCACCUGGGAACUGAGCAACAUGGGUGCAGUCAUCGGGCCCCAGCUCUGCUCCAUGCUGAAAGAGCAAAUCAGCCCCAAUCGAGUCGCCUGCCAGGGUGUUGAUGGCAUGUACCAUGCUCUCUCCCCCCCAAACUUCCUCAGCGCAAACACCGAUGCCAAAUCAAUAGCCGCCGCGGCUACAAUUCUCGAGCUGGCGACUACCAAGUGUCCGAAUACCCAAGUCUUUGCGGCUGGAUACAGCCAAGGCACGGCCGUCAUAGAUUACGCUGUCCAAGAAAUCAAGCCAGAGGUCCGCGAUAAGAUCAAGGCAGUGGCAUUGUUUGGAUUCACGCGCAACAUCCGGGACCACGGCGGGGUCCCGGGGUACCCACAGGACAAGGUCAAGAUAUACUGCGCGCCGGCUGAUCCGGUGUGCGAAGACAUUUUAAUCCUCACGCCGCAGCAUUAUACCUACGGGGUCUAUGCAGACGACGCAUCGAAGUUCCUAGCGUCGAAGGCGAAUCUAUCCACUUAGGGGAUGUUUCAGCCUACAAAAGUAUUGAAUUGGCGUUGGAUGAGAGAUUCUUUGUUGUGGAUAGAUUGAUACUAGUUUCUACUUUCCAACAGGUUGAGAGAA
Aspergillus saccharolyticus JOP 1030-1 is the source of this 889-nucleotide messenger RNA. RefSeq names its product putative cutinase. The transcript has 3 exons. Bases 110 to 787 code for a protein of 225 amino acids. The record is from RefSeq and is a predicted model, not a curated record. Gene Ontology annotation, cellular component: extracellular region. Lineage: Eukaryota; Fungi; Ascomycota; Eurotiomycetes; Eurotiales; Aspergillaceae. Gene Ontology annotation, biological process: carbohydrate catabolic process. Gene Ontology annotation, molecular function: cutinase activity.